UGGGAAACGGACUGGGCACCUUGGGCGUGGUCGUAGCCAUAGUCUAAUCCUCGCACCCUCCUUCGCCCGGAGGUUACAAACGGGGGAAUCCUCAGGACUCUGGGGUGUGGGGAUGCCGAUGCGUCAGUAGGCGACAGGCCCCUGCCUCAGAGGUUGCAUCUCACGCGUUUAUCCCAGGAUCAGGAGCUCUUUCUAAUGCCUCGCUCAACGGCAAGGGGAACACCCAGAAACACAGUGCAAUCUAUUGGAUAUAACCUGGAUGUGAGUUCAAUGUGGUGAUAACUAGCCAGUUGUGCAGAGGUUUGUGAUCGGUAUUGAAAUCAGUGAUCAGUCUACUGCCAGCUCAAAGUAACGAUGAGAAGUCGGUUGGACGAGUUGAGAUACUGAACCCCACACAUACUCAUCCUCAUCUUCAUCGGUCAGAGAAUUUCGCCAACAUUCACCGAUAGGAUGUGAUCGUCGGAUCGGCAAUCGGUGUAUAUACACAGUGUGUCAAAAAGGACUUGAAAUAGUGGCCAGUAAUUGUAUGUAUAUAUAUAUAUAUACACGUUCUUCGAAUUAUCGUCAGUCAUGGGGUUUUCCAUGUUUAUCGUGCGAAGCGACUAGCCAUGGAGAGAGAAAGCCGAUUUAACCGACGGUCGACGAAGAUUGACAGUUGAAGGGACCGUUUUUAAAAUCGGCGAAACGAUGCCGAGGCCGUCGCGCGACUCCUACGGCGACCAGAAGCCGCCUUAUUCCUACAUCUCGUUGACCGCAAUGGCGAUAUGGUCUUCACGUGACAAAAUGCUGCCUUUAGCAGAGAUCUAUAAGUUUAUCGGAGACCGGUUUCCGUACUACAGAAAGGACACGCGCCGUUGGCAAAACUCCCUCAGACACAAUCUAUCGUUCAACGAUUGUUUCAUCAAGGUACCUCGAGGUCCUCAUCGUCCGGGAAAAGGCGCAUAUUGGGCUCUACAUCCGGAGGCGCUAUCGAUGUUUGAAAACGGUUCCCUGCUCCGUCGGCGGAAGCGGUUCAAGCUUCACAAACCGGACAAGGAGCUUCUAAACUCCGAACUCCAGGCACUGGCCUCGACGUUUCCGUCCACGGCUACGACGGAAGCCGUUUCGAGAGCAUCCUCAACCGGAGGACUGAGCGCGGCAAACCUCCAUCGACUGAAGGAGGACCUCCUCCAGUGGGAGAUGCAGGAAAAGCAGAUGAUGGCAGCUGCGACGGCCUCGGGAUCCGCCGGCUACGCCUUCCCAGGAACCAACCACGACUCGACCGGGUUCUACUUCAUCUCGCCUGAGGCGCAACAGCGACUCGGAGGCUCUACGACGCACCUCCAGCCCUCCGACCAGCGCCCCGAAAUCACGACUCGGGCCUCCUGGGCCUGGGACUUUGCGGGCCUCUCUACCACCGCCUACGUUCACUCGAUGCAGCCCUUCCUCGUUCCGCACCAACAGUCGCUCCCCGACCGACCGGAAGCCGAUCUUCGCCUCCAGAUCGCCAAUUCUAGCGUCCAGCUUCCGCUCGGCACGGAGGAUCACCGCCUCCUCAGGACCGCCGCUUUCGCAAGGAGCUUCGAACCCUCGGCGCAGGAGGCGGCCAACGAGCGCAGGGAACGCUUUCCCAAACACCGAAAGGAGAACCAACAGCGUCAACAGCACCUCGCCAAAAUUAGGCCCCAACAACCCGCUGAGUUCUACACCGGGCUUCAGGUCUCGCCGACCGAGGGCGCUGCCGCAGCGAGGGCGCCACUGUACAGGCCGGUUUCUCCGCAGAGUGGCGCCACUACCGUUAUUCAACCCUGCGACGGAACCAAGCGAAAAAAGAAACCAUUCACUAUUGAGAACAUCAUCGCACCUGACAACGACGAUAUGGAUGAUUCUACGGCUUUCGAACGGCGUGGGAUUGCCGGAAAGUCUCGACCUUUUGCUCCCAGGCCGCUUUACGCCGGAUUUGCACAGAUUCAACCUCUUGCUUUGACCGCUUCUGGGAUUCAGAAACAUCCCGGAUACUGAUUGCGGUUUCUUAUUCACUCGUAAUGAUACGAUUUUUUUUUAAACAAACGAAUUUGUUCAGUGAAAACAUUGUUAUUUUAUCGAAGUACAGUGUUUAUCAGACAUCAAGUUAGAUGUAUAUUUGUUGAGAAAUCACUUGAAUUCACUUGAAAUUAUUCGUCAUACCGUGUAAAGUAAAGUAGAGCCAUUUGAAGUACAUAAUUGGAAUUAUAUUCCGAGUAUUUUGAAUUCAUGAAGUUAAUUCAGUUCAAGUUCAGGCAAUAACUCGAAACGACUAAUCACCGUUAACUUUUUUUUGUUCAACAACAAUUUACAUUUUUUUUUUUUUGCAUUCAAAAUAUCUACCGCCUUAUCGCAUCGUACUCACAACCUGUUGAACAAACGUCGAUUGUCUGAAAUUUCUAACGAUACAGAUAAUGGUCAAUGAAGUUUAUUUUCCACAAGCCGUUAUCUCGUAGUGAGAGAAAAUAACUGUAACGAUUAGCCAGUAAGAAUUCCGCAUAAAUAAAUAGUUGAAAGAAAACAGAUUCUAUCGGUAGAAUCUCGGCUUUAAUCUGACAUCGUGACAGUCAACCUCAUUCAGGGGCAUCGCAGUGUCCGAUAGUUCUGUUAUCUGUCCGUUAUCGAUGGGACGAUUAAUAAUCUGCUGGCAUAAUGUUAGGAUUUUAUAAUCUGUGAUGUAUACGGAUAAAUCAGAGAUACGCUGAUUAAAAUCUUGUUUUUCGAUAUUCGGUGUCAGUUUAAGGAAAAUAAAAUUCACUUUUCCUCUGGGCUGGUAACAGUUUUUUAAAAACAUCUUCGACUUGAAGGUACGGAACAUAUUUGAGUCGAGUAUAAGAGAGAAAAAAAAGAAAAUGAGGACUGUUAUAACGGCAUGAUAAUACUUGUAAAUAAAUUUAUAAAUAAACUAGUAAUCGAAAAAUAAUUAUAAACGCUCGGGUAGUAGUGUUACGAAAUGUGCAUAACUUAUUUCAUAAAUAAUUGAAUAUUUAAACGAAUAUUACGAUACUAUGAUUAAACGAUCUGUAUAAUGCAAUAUAAUUAUAUUACACAUUAUGUAAUAAUAAUAUAACCCGUAAUACGUGCAGGUAGAAGAUAAGGAAAAAAAUAAUUAUGUAUGUAUAAUGAUCGUGAUAUUAAUGAUAUUAUUAUAUGGGUGAAUAAUUUCGGUGCGAAGUUUGAGAGCCUACGAUAUUACACUUGUAUAUUAUGGGUACAUGUAUGUAACAUUUACGAAUCUCGAAAAAAAAAACAAACAAGUAGAAAUUGAAACGACGCCGCGAUGCGAGGAACCGCGCGCGUCUUCUACAUUAUACGGAUAUUAUUAUC
Messenger RNA from Neodiprion virginianus, 3330 nucleotides. Its product is annotated as hepatocyte nuclear factor 3-beta-like. The record is from RefSeq and is a predicted model, not a curated record. NCBI's taxonomy places the organism in Eukaryota, Metazoa, Arthropoda, Insecta, Hymenoptera, Diprionidae. Gene Ontology annotation, molecular function: RNA polymerase II cis-regulatory region sequence-specific DNA binding; DNA-binding transcription factor activity, RNA polymerase II-specific. The transcript has 2 exons. Gene Ontology annotation, biological process: cell differentiation; regulation of transcription by RNA polymerase II; anatomical structure morphogenesis. Bases 688 to 2001 code for a protein of 437 amino acids.